This is a messenger RNA of Colletes gigas, 2467 nucleotides long. RefSeq names its product E3 ubiquitin-protein ligase TRIM23-like. The transcript has 6 exons. Bases 530 to 2206 code for a protein of 558 amino acids. Gene Ontology annotation, biological process: intracellular protein transport; vesicle-mediated transport. Gene Ontology annotation, cellular component: cytoplasm; lysosomal membrane; plasma membrane. The record is from RefSeq and is a predicted model, not a curated record. NCBI's taxonomy places the organism in Eukaryota, Metazoa, Arthropoda, Insecta, Hymenoptera, Colletidae. Gene Ontology annotation, molecular function: GTPase activity; zinc ion binding; GTP binding.
CUAUUUUUUAUUGAGCAUGUAUCUGCGCGUUUUAAAAAUGAAUUCUGAUACGUGUAAUCUACAUGUACCACGAAAUAAUAACUGUUAAAAUCAAUAAAAAGAAAUGGUUUUAUGUGUUAUCGAACAAAAUUUUUGAGCAAAUAUAACUAUGCGAAUUAUGGCAAGUAUGAAAUCAUACUAACUUCAUACAUAGUUACGCGUCAGCUUAAUAAUCCAUGCACGUUGUACACAUGCAUUGUUUUGUACAUAAUCUAGGUAUGCAAGUCAGUAUCUUAAGACCCGAAAUAAUGCCCUUGUAUAUCGAUUGACAAGUUGUCAUUCGUGUCAGCUGAGGUUUCAUGGAACAUCGUUUACGAACGUUAUAAUUAAUAAAAAGGAACAUGUAAAUUUAAAAACACGAAAUAUAGUUGUUGCUCGCGACCACAAUUCCUAUUUUUGUCAUCUUCGAUUAUGCGACGUAUAUUAAAUUCUAUCGUUUAUUUAUAUAUCCUGGUUUCUUUUUAAUUCUGAUAAAAAGAAAACUGUAGCUAUGACAGAGGACGUGAAUCGACUAAGCAGAUAUUUUAGACAAUUGCUAAAACCAACAACGAAAUCGAACAUGCUAGAAUGUAGAGUUUGUGACGAGGUAUUUACGAUUGACGGAGUGAAUGUUCCAAGAUUGUUACACUGUGGUCAUACAGUGUGUCAUUCUUGUUUAUUAAGAAUAAGACCAUGCAUGACGGAUCAGCAAUUUUUACUUUGCCCCUUCGAUAGACAGCCGACAGGCAUCAGUGAAAAUCAUGUUUACAGUUUGAAAAAGAAUUUUGCUUUGAUUGAAUUACUAGAAAGGUUGGAGCAAUCAAACGGUGAGAAAACAUUGAUACUUGAAAAGGAAAGACUUCAAUCUAAUCAAACUUGCGACGAAGACGAAGCACAUAUUGCUGUAUUGUAUUGCACUGUUUGCUCUACUCAUUUAUGCGAAAAUUGUGAUAGUACAAUUCACUCUUCAAAGACACUCAGUAAGCACAGACGAGUGCCUUUGUCAGAAAAACCAAAGGAUAAACCAAAAUGUCCAGUUCACACAAUGCAUGUAGCAGAAUUUACUUGCACGCAGGAAGGUUGUCACAAUUCGCUUAUGUGUUAUUUAUGUAAGGACUAUGGCAGACAUAGUACGCAUAAGCUAGCAUUGGUGGAAGUCGAGGCAGAAAAUAUUAGAAAGUCUAUCGUUACUGCUCUGCAAAAAAUGACACAAUUUAUAGAGAGUAUGAGAGACACAGCUCAAAGAAUAGAGACAGUAAUAUUAUUAUUGGAAGGAUGGGUAUUGGACGAUGCAAGACAACAAGUUCAUCAACAUUUCGAGGAAUUACGAGCCUCGUUGGCGGAACAAGAAAAUGCGGCCAUCACCUGUAUUGAAACGGAAACUCAUGGAAGACUAUGCGCUCUGAGACAGCAACAACAGGAUCUUACCACCACGAGAUCUCAGGUGGCCGACGUGUGCAUUCAAUGUGAAAGCAUGUUAGAUUUAGAAAAUUGGAAACUACUACGCAGUGCAACAAGCGUUCAGGAAGUUUUAACUAUGUUGGAACAACGGCAACAAUACUAUGCUCAAUUGGGUCCUGAUUUUCUCACGCCUCAAGCUUCUAUUCCCAUAAUAUUUAGCAAGGAUAAUAGGGUAUAUAUUGGCACAAAAAUCGACAUGCGUGUGGUGAUAUUGGGAUUGGACGGUGCUGGUAAAACGAGCAUAUUAUCAGCGAUGAGAGGAAUUACGCUUUCCGGUCCGCCAAUACCGACUAUAGGAUUCAACGUCGAGAGUCUAGAAUACAAAAAUCUGGCGUUUACAUUGUGGGACGUUGGCGGUCAACAAAAAUUCAGGCCACUAUGGAAACACUACUAUCAAAAUACGCAGGCUGUUAUCUUUGUUGUCGAUGCCAGUGAGAGAUCCCGAUUUGAAGAGGCGCAAAAUGAAUUGUCGAAAAUCGUCAACGAACGCGAACUUAAGGAUGCUUUGUUUUUAAUCUACGCUAAUAAACAGGAUAUCGCUGGCUGUGCCAGCAUAGAGGAGCUGACCGACAUUCUAUGCUUACAAAAACUUUGUUGCGGUAGAGCAUGGCACAUACAGGGAUCAUCUUUAGUUACAAACGCUGGUGAUUCUACUCAAGGUCUCGAUUGGUUGUGGCAACAACUGGGUGCUCAUGAAACCUUGCAUACAAUACCUACGGUAUCGUAAAUGCGUAAUCAUUCUAGCACUUUCGGUGCUAAGACCUGAAUGUGUAACAAAAGUACCGGGUGCGAGAAUCUAAUAAUCCUGUUUAUGUAUGUUUGCUGAAAGCUCAUCGGUGUUAAUUUAACGCGCCGCACUCAUCAACUGAAGAACUUAUGAGAGUCUACAGCCUCGAAAGAGCUAGAGAAUAAUCGAGAUCGUGAUUUUACUGAUCUCAAUAUACUUCGUAAUUUGUGAAUUGCACAUUCCGCAAUAUUUUCGUCGAUU